CUCCAGCUCUGGGCAUCGAUCUGUAUAAAGACUUGGCCAGCAGAGCCCCAUUCAUAGAUCGACACACAGACCGCGCUGCGCCUACUAGAUCGAUAUCUAGCAUUCUUCCCUUCCCAACAAUCCAAGUCAAAGGUACACCCAUACAUACACUCUCUUCAAUCGGCCAUGACAAGAGCUAACGGUAACGGUACCGUGCCCGUGCGUGACAACCGCCGGAGCAUGCAACACGCUGAAGGCCCUGCGGCCGUGCUCGCCAUCGGCACGGCAAACCCGACGAGCACCAUAGCGCAACAGGACCAGUUCGCCGACCAGUUCUUCCGCGUGACCAACAGCGACGACCUUACUGAUCUCAAGGCAAAGUUUGAGAGAAUAUGCGACAAGACAGGCAUCGAGAAGCGGCACUUCCACAUGACGGAGGAAAUGCUCCUCGCCCACCCGGAGUUCCUCGACCGAGACCAGCCAUCCCUCGACGCUCGCAUCGAGAUCGUCGCCACCGCGGUGCCGAAGCUCGCGGAGUCCGCGGCGAGAAAAGCCAUCGCCGAGUGGGGCCGUCCGGCCAGCGACAUCACGCACCUCAUCUUCAGCACCUACUCCGGCUGCCGCGCCCCUGCCGCCGACCUGGAGCUGGCCACGCUCCUCAACCUCCGCCCCACGGUCUGCCGCACCAUCCUCAGCCUCCACGGCUGCUACGGCGGGGGCCGGGCGCUGCACCUGGCCAAGGAGCUCGCCGAGAACAACCGCGGCGCGCGCGUCCUGGUGGCAUGCUCCGAGAUCACCCUGGUCUGCUUCAACGGGCCCGACGGCAGCAACCUCGUGGGCCACGCGCUCUUCGGGGACGGCGCCGGCGCCGCCAUCGUCGGCGCCGGGCCCUUCGAUGCCGCCUCCGGGGAGCGCCCGCUGUUCGAGAUGGUGGCCGCCACGCAGACGACGGUGCCGAAGACGGAGCACGUGCUGGGGAUGCAGGUCGCGGGCGGCGGCAUCGACUUCCACCUGGCCAUCCAGGUGCCGAUGCUGAUCGGGCAAAACGUCGAACAGUGUCUGCGCGACGCGUUCAGGGCCACGCUUGGGGACGACGACGAGGACGGCAUCCCGUGCUGGAACGACCUCUUCUGGGCGGUGCACCCCGGUGGGCGCCCGAUCCUGGAUAACAUCGACGCCGUGCUCAAGCUGGAGAAAGGGAAGCUGGCGGCGAGCCGGCAGGUGCUGCGCGAGUACGGGAACAUGAGCGGCGCCACGAUCGUCUUCGUGCUCGACGAGCUCCGCCGGCGUAGAGAGAAGGAUGGCAGCGGCGGCCACCAGCUUCCUGAGUGGGGUGCCUUGCUGGCCUUCGGACCUGGAAUCACGAUCGAGACCAUGGUGCUGCGCUGCCCGCCGGGUCUCAAGGGAAAUUAGUUCAUUACCAGGGUAAAUAUACACAUUUACUACACUACACCGCUGCAUAUGCAUUUUACAACUUUUUCAUAAAUAAAAAAACUCAAAGAUCAAUGGUCUUUUCUUAGAUCAAAAAGAUCAAUGGUUGAUAAGCAUUUCUCUCAUAGAAAACUCGAAAUCCAUUAAGAAUUAAGCACACUAGCUACCCGCUAACCAGACCAUAUUUUAAGACCACACUCUAGUACCAGAAAAUAUACUGGUACUUGAUCUCUAUAGGUCAUCAUGCUAAAGUAUGAUUUUGACCUAAAGCCAGAGUAUUAAUUGAUCAAAUUUUAUCCCAAAUAUGCAUGGGUGAUGAUGGGUGCAUGCAUGUGUGUUGUCCGUUCCAGUGUUUUCAACAAAAGUUCCUGUCCUGGAUCUGCAGUGUUUGUAAUGAUUAUUACCAUAUUUGUCAAGCUUUCUAGGUGUGUAAUUAAAUAUCGCGACUUGUGUGGAGUGUACUAUCAAACUCAACAUUGAUAUAUAAUGUACUCCCUCAAUUUCAAUAUACACCGCGUAUGCUUUCAUGCA
This is a messenger RNA of Brachypodium distachyon (stiff brome), 1941 nucleotides long. Its product is annotated as bisdemethoxycurcumin synthase. Bases 166 to 1392 code for a protein of 408 amino acids. Gene Ontology annotation, molecular function: acyltransferase activity, transferring groups other than amino-acyl groups. Lineage: Eukaryota; Viridiplantae; Streptophyta; Magnoliopsida; Poales; Poaceae. Gene Ontology annotation, biological process: polyketide biosynthetic process. The transcript is spliced from 2 exons. The record is from RefSeq and is a predicted model, not a curated record.